AUGGACAGUUCAAUCAUUUUGAUAGAAGGUGAUAGUAAUCAAAGGGAAGAUGUAGAAGUUGAUCACGGCGAUGGUGAUGAAUCACUUUGGGCUCCUGUAAUUGGGAUGUGUUUUUCAUGUUUAGAGGAAGUUAAAACAUAUUAUCAAGAGUAUGCUUUGAAAAAGGGGUUUGGAUGGAGGAUUAGAUCAUCGAAAAAAGGAGACGACAGGGAGCUCCAUUACCUGAUACUUUCAUGUUCAAGAGAGGGGUCUAACAUUUCAAAAAUUUCAUGCACGUUGAAGACACUUCCAUCUAGAGCGAAAAAUUGUCCUGCCAAGAUUUGUAUUAAAUUAAAACAAGAUGGUUUGUGGUACAUUACACAAUUUGAAGAAAACCAUUCUCAUGAGACUAGUCCUACAAAAGUAAGAUCGUUCAAGGCUAACAAGAAAAUGAACUUACAUGUAAGAAGAACAAUUCAAAUUAAUGAUGAUGCGGGAGUAAGGAUCAACAAGACUUUUAAAUCGCUUGUUAAAGAUGCAAGAGGGCAUGAAAAUAUUCCCUUUUGUGAAAAAGAUGUGAGGAAUUAUAUUAACAAAGAGCGUCGUGCGAUUGGAAAAAAAGGUGAUGGUAAGGCUUUGAUAAGUUAUUUUUGUAAAAUGCGGGAACAGAAUACAAAUUUCUUUUAUGACAUAGAUCUAGAUGAUGAUUUUCAUGUGAGAAAUGUAUUUUGUGCGAAUGCAAGAAGCAGGGCCGCGUACGAAUACUUUGGAGACGUUGUAACUUUUGACACAACAUACUUAACUAACAAGUAUGACAUGCCUUUUGCCGCAUUUGUGGGUGUGAAUCACCAUGGUCAAUCAACAUUACUUGGUUGUGGAUUGCUAUCGAGUGAAGACACAGAUUCUUUUGUGUGGCUAUUCAAGUCAUGGCUUUGUUGUAUGCAUGAAAAAGGACCUUUGGGCAUUGUAACCAAUCAGUGUAAGGCUAUGAAAAAUGCUAUUGAGUUAGUAUUCCCUACAACUCGUCAUAGGUGGUGUUUAUGGCAUAUAAUGAAAAAAGUUCCAGAAAAGCUUAGCGGAUAUGGGGAAGUUAAAAGGAUCAAGUAUGCAAUGAAAGAAGCAGUGUAUGAUGCAUUCACAACAGAUAUCUUUGAACAAAAAUGGUGUUCGUUCAUAGAAAAAUUUGACCUCCAUGAAAAUGAUUGGUUGGGUGGGUUGUAUACUGAGCGUCAUAGAUGGGCACCAACGUUGUUAAGGAAAUAUUUUUGGGUCAGUAUGUCAACUACGCAAUGUAGUGAGAGCAUACAUGCUUUCUUUGAUGGAUAUAUCAAUUCUACAACAAGUCUAAAUCAGUUUAUGAAACAAUAUGAUAAUGCUCUUAGAAGUCGGGCAGAAAAGGAAUUUGAAGCUGAUUUUAAUUCAAUGGACACAAUAAUUCCAUGUGGGUCAAACUCGUCCAUUGAGAAGCAAUUCCAAAGUGAGUUUACUAAUGCCAAAUUCAAGGAAAUUCAAGUGGAAUUCAGAUCUAAGAUGAAUUGUUCUGCCUCAUUAAAUAGUGUGAAAGGUUGCAUUACUACGUAUCAUGUGUUAAAGGAGAUACUAGUUAGAGACUUACUCAAAGAGCGAGUCUUAAAAGUUAUACACGUCAUAUUUUAG
Molecule: messenger RNA, 1635 nt
Organism: Lathyrus sativus (Indian pea)
Lineage: Eukaryota; Viridiplantae; Streptophyta; Magnoliopsida; Fabales; Fabaceae
Source: the annotation of a GenBank genome assembly